GCUGGAUGUAAUGUGACACUGGAGCUGGGAGAUCAUGAGAGAGCGCACCAUACUUCAGCAGCGCCGCGGAUAAUAGCACUCCUCCUCCGGCGGGAUUUAACCGGGUCUGAGUGUUGGAUGGCCAGGCGAUAGGGUCAGAGACGCUCCUGCAGGAUGAAUUCUCUCCCGUCUAUGGACAGACACAUCCAGCAAACCAGCGACCGCCUCCACUGCAUCAAACAGCACCUGCAGAAUCCAGCAAACUUCCAGACGGCGGCGACAGAGCUGUUGGACUGGUGUGGAGAUCCACGAGCGUUUCAGCGGCCCUUUGAGCAAAGCCUGAUGGGAUGCCUAACGGUGGCGAGUCGUGUCGCAGGUCAGCAGGGUUUUGACAUGGAUCUGGGGUAUCGGCUGCUGGCCGUUUGUGCUGCAAACAGGGACAAAUUCACCCCUAAAUCAGCAGCGUUGCUGUCCUCGUGGUCUGAGGAUCUGGGUCGACUUCUGCUGCUGCGUCAUCAGAAAAGCAGACAACCCGAUCCAUCUGUGGGCAAGAACCCGAUGCAGGCCAACAUCAAUAACAUAAAACCGGCUCUGUCACACGAUGAUGCAUCAUUUCAAUAUGACUCCGUCUCCUGGCAACAAAACACCAAUCAGCCGCCGGGUUCUGUUUCCGUGGUGACCACCGUAUGGGGUGUGACCAAUACAUCACAGAGUCAGGUGUUGGGGAGCCCCAUGGCAAACUCAAAUAUCCAUAUUAACCCUAUGACGGGAGGUAAUGGAGGUAUGAACCCGGGACAGUUUACCGGACACCAGCAGUUUUCCUCUAAGGCCAAUCCAAACCAGGCCUAUAUGCAGCCGGGGAUGUACGGGAGAUCCGGUUACCCCGGAGGAGGAGGAUUCGGGAGCAGUUACGGGGGCGGACUUAACCACGCCGGUGGGAUGGGCCUGCCUUCACAGACACGCCCCCCUUCUGACUUCAGCCAACCAGCUGCUGCCGCCGCCGCCACUGCUGUAGCUGCUGCCGCUGCUACGGCGACCGCUACAGCCACGGCGACGGUUGCCGCGCUACAGGAGACGCGACACAAGGACAUGAACCAAUGCGGCCCGAUGUGUUCCUCCUUUCAAAUGGGACCAAACCAGGCUUACAGCACUCCGUUUGUGAAUCAGCCCGGCCCCCGGGGGCCCCCUGCUCACCCUGGGGCCAUGAAUGGGGGGCAGAUGGGGCCGUACGGGGGUCAGAGAACGCCCCAGCAGGGCUACGGGCCACGGCUAGUGCAGGGGGUGAAGAGACCGUAUCCUGGAGAGGGGAGCUACGGGCCGCAGUACGGACCAAACGGUCUGUUUUGCUCUCAGCAGGGUCAGUAUCCUCGCCUCUCCUCAGCUCAGAGACAGUACCAGGCCUGCGGCAUGGGACAGUUCUGCAAGGAACCCAGCAGUAACUUCAGCACGGGAAACUUUCAUUACAGUGCGCCUCCGCGGCCGAUGGGCAGUUACCCUCACUCUCCGUUGCCGGGUGACCCCACGCCCCCCGUGACCCCAGGAAGUAAUAUGCCACCGUAUCUGUCACCAAACCAGGACAUGAAGCCCCCGUUUCCUCCUGAUAUCAAGCCCAACAUUAAUGCACUGCCGCCUGCUCCAGGUAACCCUAACGAGGAGCUCCGGCUGAUGUUCCCGGUUCGGGACGGUGUGGUUCUGGAGCCGUUCAAACUGGAACACAACCUGGCCGUCAGUAAUCACAUCUUCCACCUGCAGCCCACCGUCCACCAGAUGCUCAUGUGGAGGUCUGAUCUGGAGCUUCAGUUCAAGUGUUAUCAUCAUGAAGACAGACAGAUGUACACGAACUGGCCGGCGUCUGUGCAGGUCAGCGUCAACGCCACACCGCUCAGCAUCGAGCGCGGCGACAACAAGACUUCCCACAAACCCCUGCACCUGAAACACGUGUGUCAGCCGGGCCGAAACACCAUCCAGAUCACCGUGACGGCCUGCUGCUGUUCGCACCUGUUUGUCCUUCUGCUGGUUCACCGGCCGUCGGUUCGAUCGGUGCUGCAGGGCUUACUGAGGAAGAGACUCCUCACCGCCGAACACUGCAUCACUAAAGUGAAGAGGAGCUUCAGUAGUGUGGCUGUGUCUGUCGGUGAUGAUGGAGUGGAGCAAACGUCCAUCAGAAUCUCUCUAAAGUGUCCAAUCACGUUCAGGCGCAUCCAGCUGCCGGCGCGAGGCCAUGACUGCAAACACAUGCAGUGCUUUGAUCUGGAGUCUUAUCUAGAGCUGAACUGUGAGCGGGGCUCAUGGAGAUGUCCGGUGUGCAAUAAAGCGGCUCUGUUAGAAGGUCUGGAGGUGGAUCAGUACAUGUGGGGGAUUUUGAACGCUCUCCAGAACUCAGAGUGUGAGGAGGUCACGAUAGACCCGUCGUGCAGCUGGAGGCCGGUGCAGAUCAAAUCUGAGCCGCACAUAAAGGAAGAUCCGGACGGGUUGAUGUCCAAGCGCUUCAAAACCACGAGUCCCAGUCAGAUGGUGCUGCCCAAUGUGAUGGACAUGAUCUCUCAGCUCGGCCCGGGAGCGUCUCCGUACCCCAACCAGAACCUCCAGCAGCAGAACAGCAGCACUAACCAGUACAACAGUCCAGGCAACCGUUUCCAGGGCCACAGUAAGUUUGGUGACUAUCCCCAUGGCAACGCUGCAGCAUCAUCAUCAUCAGUGAGUGAGUUCGUUCAGGGGCCGCACCUGUCUCACCCCCCCGCUGACCUUUCGACCUCUGAGAGCCUGACGCACACGCUACAGGACAGCGUGAGUCUCAGAACCACAACCAGCUUACAGCCAUCAGUACAUACAGACUCGCAGCAGGUGGCGCUCACACACAGAAACUCCUGA
Molecule: messenger RNA, 2850 nt
Organism: Sinocyclocheilus grahami
Lineage: Eukaryota; Metazoa; Chordata; Actinopteri; Cypriniformes; Cyprinidae
Product: zinc finger MIZ domain-containing protein 1-like
Exons: 20
Coding region: 154-2850 (898 amino acids)
Biological process (GO): regulation of transcription by RNA polymerase II; protein sumoylation
Cellular component (GO): chromatin
Molecular function (GO): SUMO ligase activity; zinc ion binding
Source: RefSeq, a predicted model, not a curated record